Molecule: messenger RNA, 891 nt
Organism: Pistacia vera
Lineage: Eukaryota; Viridiplantae; Streptophyta; Magnoliopsida; Sapindales; Anacardiaceae
Product: protein BPS1, chloroplastic-like
Exons: 1
Coding region: 1-891 (296 amino acids)
Biological process (GO): shoot system development; root development
Source: RefSeq, a predicted model, not a curated record
AUGGAGAAUCAUUUGCACCACCACCACCAUGAACCUGAAGCUUUUCAAGCUUCUCUUCAGGCUUUUGAAUCCCAUGUUUCCAUUUGCUUAACCCAAUUGUCGAAACCCGGAUCAGAGUUCUUGUCCCUGUCAUGGAUUCAAAAAUGUUUUCAGAUCCUUCCAAGCGUCAACAAGGCUUUUGCGAAGCUGGUUGUGGAUAUUGACUACCCCAUGAGUAAAUGGGAGGAGAAUUCUGUGGAGGAGUAUCUCAACUACAGCUUGAGUUUGAUGGAGCUUCUCAAUUCAAUUAGCUCGUCUAUUUCUCAUCUGGGACACGCUCGGCUUGCUCUUUCUCAUGCUUUAGACCUUGUGGAGAAUUCACCUUCUUCGGCUAUUGAGCGUCUCAAGACAAUUCAGAUGAAGGGUUCAAGUUCAAGCAAGGAUAGUUUCAAAGAGACUCAAAACAAGGAAGAUGGUGAAGAAAGUUUUAAUUUUUCCAACAAAGAAAAGAUUGUUCAUCUUGCUUUGACGGAUAUAAAGAGCGUUGGAUUCUGGAUAUGUGGCGUUAUUUUAGCUGGAUUAUCUGGAGAUUCUAAACCAUACUUGGAAAUGAUCAAAAGACUUGGAGGGUUAUCAAGUUCUGCUCUGAGCGAUUUGGAUUCAAGUAUAUGUGAAGCAAUUAACGAAGGGGUUGUGUUGAAGGAGGUGAAAGAGCUAAAUGAUUCAGCUGCUCGCCUUGCAGCUGCAGUUGAAGCUGGAAAUAGCAGUGAUGCAGUAGAGGAAUUGAGAAGAAGAUUGGAGGUUUUUGAGAAGCUGAUGGACGGCUUAACAAAGGAGGUUGAUCAUCUCUUCUCCAAACUUUUAGCUGGGAGAAAUGAAUUGCUUAAUGGCAUUCGAAAAACACUGAAUUAA